AUGUUUUCCUCUCUAUUUAGACCGAAGCGGAAGCAGAGGCUGGGGCUCUUCUCGCCCCCUGGGUCCGUUGGGCAGGCUGAGAGAAACGUUCGUGAUUUCGAGGCCGAUGCUCAGACCGAGCCAGAAACUGCUUCAGAAGAAGUUAUCGGAGACUAUGAGGAGGAGUACGAAGAUGCCCCUGAUAGCGAAUCUCAAGCUCCUCUAUUGCCGAUGUUUUCUAUCCAUCUUGAUGCAAUUCCUGUUUAUCAACUCACCCAUGACCUACGGCUAUUGAUAGCAUCACGCUGUGAGACGACGUUGACAUGGGAUCAGCUUCGAUCCCCUCAGGUCUCGCAGUUUCUGCUGAAACCCAUACAGCAAAUCAUCCAUGCAAGACAUCUUACUAAAGCUACUCUCUAUGCCUUGAUGGUCAACUGCCUCCAAUUUGAUAAAGAGGCUACUUCCAACCCAGGUAUUAGCGGUGCCAGUCGGACAAGAGCAAUGGUUUGUGAACUUCUGGCCAUCAAAUUGCUAAAGGAAUACAACGUGCGAAGUCUGAUAGACGCCUUGUCAUAUGAUUUUCAUCCGCUACAAGGCCAGGCCUCUAAGCCGUCUACCGGAGCUUCAAAUGGUCGACCAUGGGAUAACAACCAGGGUUCUCAUGCUUUACUUAAAGACGUUCGAAUCUCAUGUUUAGAAAUUGCUAUCAGAGCCCAGGCAAAACGAUUCUUGGCGCAUCCCGUUGUAGUCCAGCAGCUGGAAGCACUAUGGGCUGGCACUAUUGUUUUCUAUUCCGGAGCAGACAGCCUGCACCGACAACCUAUUUCGGAUGGUCAUUUACAAUAUCAGGGCUACGGCGCCAUCCACAUGCCCGGACCUCGAGUCGACACAAAGGGUAUUCCCACUGUACGAAACAAGAAUAUCUCCCGCCGUUCAGUAUCAAUUUAUGACCCACGAGAUGCGUCUCUAUUUAAGUUAUCUAGGUUACGCGUCCCUAGAUAUCGGCAGUUAUUAUCGACGCUUUCCUACGCGAUUCUGCUAUGUCUCUUUCUCAUCUUACUCCAGAAGAGACCGCUGCACCUAACUGGUUUUGAGAUGGUCUUCUGGUUUUGGAGCGCCGGGUUCAUGCUAGACGAGAUCGUUGGCUUUAAUGAGCAAGGCUUUAGCCUUUACUUGAUGAGCUUUUGGAACAUGUUUGACGUCGGGAUUCUAGUCCUGCUUCUUAUCUAUUAUGCCUUGCGUCUGUAUGGGGCAAUUGUCCCUCAGGAUCAGAAAGCCUAUGCAGCGGGACUCGCAUACGAUACCCUGGCUGCUAAUGCGGUGCUUCUACUGCCACGACUUUUUUCAGUUCUUGACCAUUACCGAUACUUUUCGCAGCUGUUAAUCGCAUUUCGAAUGAUGGCUGCUGACUUGAUUGCGGUGCUUAUUCUUAUUAUUAUAGCUUGCAGCGGGUUUUUCGUCGCCUUUACCUUUUCAUUUGGCGAUACCAAUGCCUCACCUAGCUCGGUUGCCUAUGCUUUGUUCCAAAUGGUCAUGGGGUUUACUCCAGCUGCUUGGACCCUUUGGGAUAGGUAUAAUCUGCUUGGGAAGAUUAUUCUGACCCUUUUCCUAUUCAUAUGCCAUUUCCUGGUUAUCACGAUCCUCAUCACUAUCCUCACAAACUCCUUCAUGGCUAUUGUCCAGAACGCGCACGAAGAGCAUCAAUUUUUAUUUGCCGUGAAUACUAUAUCUAUGGUGAAAUCAGAUGCUCUAUUUUCUUAUGUGGCACCGACCAAUGUCCUCGCCUGGGCGAUUACUCCCCUGAGAUUUGCCAUACCCUUUCGAAGUUUUUUGAAGCUCAACCGUACCGUCAUCAAGAUAACGCACUUCCCGAUUCUCUUCUGCAUAUAUCUUUACGAGCGCACUAUAUUGAGGCCUGCUGCUGUUGAACCCACUGACCUGAUUAGGGGCAGAUUCAAUCCAAUUACACCUACCGGAGCCCAAGAGCGCUCUUUUUCACCUUUUACUCCACGUGCCAGGUUCCGUGUACGGGAGCCAUCCGUUGCUACACAUCAAAAGGAUAGGGCUUUAGACCAAGUCUUUGACCUGCCCCGUGAAGGCACUACUUACCAAGAACCUCGGCGGAGCAGGGCCCGCCAACGCUUGUCCACCACCAAUGUCAGUAACUGGAUGCGGAAUAUUGGAGACGGAAGCUCUAGAGCACCGCCGGAAGACCAAGACCGAAAAGUGGUGGAAGACUUGGAGGCAAGGCGAGUGUGGCCAGGCCGGUUACAACGACGACGAAGAAGCCGAGGAAUGAGCGGUCAUAACUUUUUCACAGAUACUACUCGGUCCUUUGCCUCAGACCCAGAAGACUUCAUGAGUGUUGCAUUUGAGACGACCAAAGUAAACAGGGAACCUAGGCCUCACCUUUACUCUCAAAGGAUAUCAGUGAUGCCUGCACCUGCACAAACUGACGUUGAGGUUCAAGGUGACGAUGAGCUGAGCAGUGAUGAAAACGGUGGAGCCGAUUCUAGUAGAGACGGAGACUUACCUGAUCCUAGGAAAACUCAAGAGACUAUCUUUCCUACGGAUAACAUACUUGAAAGCUCAGUAGAGCCAUCCCCCAUGCUUUCAAGGCCUUCAACGGCCCGACGGUUCUCACGAAGGAACAGCCCAUCACGUACCCCGCGAACACCGCGGCGCCAUCACUCGAGGAAUCCUUCUGCAGCUACAAUACUCUAUAACCCCGUACCACCAGAAGCUACCCAGAGUAUGGCUAGUUCUAAACCUCCAUCUCCUAGACAUAAAGGAAAGAGCGGGACAACCACUCCAAAUCGACGCCGACCACAGACCAACCUGAAAACUUCACAGCUGAUAACGCGACCACGGCCGAUCCCACAGCCGACAGCGGCGGCAUUUUCUGUCCCCGAUCAUGGUAUACAGUGGUCACUAAAUAAUCUACCAAGUCAACGGCGGCGUCCUUUAUCCCUUACUCUGGGCUUGGGAUCUGAUAUAGGAGACAACGAAGCGCUUGGCGGAGGUUUUGUGGGCGGUAUACCUGGAAGCUUCAACACUCAAAUGGCAUAUGCCAUGGGGGAAAUGCAACAGGAAAGGAGGAAUGACAACAGAGACAUGCUUAGCCGGCUUGUUCUCGCACGGAUGAAGACGCUUGAAGAAAGCUUCAGGGAUGUUUUGAACGAAGUCAAGGAUCUCCGCCAUGCUCCCGGGAGAAAAGAAAGGGUUCGCCCCGCUACCUCACGUAGACAAAAUACCGCCACCAGCAGCCCAAAACAAGGAGUAGAGAUAUCGACUAGGGAGGAAUCUCGCAGGGGCGGUGAAAAUAAGCUACAUGCUGCAUUUGAGCUCAAAGAUGAGCGGCUCAGCGAAGAGAGGUCGGAGUCCUCAUCAGACUCCAAAUUGAGGUCUUGCUGA
Messenger RNA from Nannizzia gypsea CBS 118893, 3393 nucleotides. RefSeq lists its product as hypothetical. Gene Ontology annotation, molecular function: monoatomic ion channel activity. Gene Ontology annotation, biological process: transmembrane transport; monoatomic ion transport. NCBI's taxonomy places the organism in Eukaryota, Fungi, Ascomycota, Eurotiomycetes, Onygenales, Arthrodermataceae. The record is from RefSeq and is a predicted model, not a curated record. Gene Ontology annotation, cellular component: membrane. The transcript is spliced from 2 exons. The coding region runs from base 1 to 3393 and encodes 1130 amino acids.